AUGCGCGAAUUCAAAGUGGUAGUGUUGGGUUCGGGUGGGGUCGGAAAGAGUGCUUUAACAGUGCAGUUUGUUUCCGGAUGUUUUAUGGAAAAGUAUGACCCCACCAUAGAAGAUUUCUAUAGAAAAGAAAUUGAAGUGGAUAAUUCUCCGUGUGUUCUAGAGAUAUUGGAUACUGCCGGCACGGAACAAUUUGCCUCCAUGAGAGAUUUGUAUAUAAAGAAUGGCCAAGGAUUUGUUGUAGUUUAUUCGUUAACCAAUCACCAGACGUUCCAAGAUAUAAAACCAAUGAAGGAAUUGAUAACGCGUGUUAAGGGUUCAGAACGCGUUCCCAUAUUGUUAGUUGGCAACAAAGCGGAUUUGGAACAUCAACGCGAAGUGUCCCAAGCCGAAGGCUCGGCCCUUGCCCAGCUGUGGGGCUGUCCGUUUGUGGAGGCCUCUGCGAAAAGUCGCACCAAUGUCAACGAAAUGUUUGCGGAAAUAGUGCGUGAAAUGAACGUUAGUCCUGAAAAGGAAAAGAAACCUUAUUGUUGUUGUACAGUGCUUUAA
Messenger RNA from Pieris macdunnoughi, 546 nucleotides. The record is from the annotation of a GenBank genome assembly. Lineage: Eukaryota; Metazoa; Arthropoda; Insecta; Lepidoptera; Pieridae.